AUGCUUCGGCUUCUACCGAUCCUUCUAAUCUGCUGCCACGUGGCCGACGUGGCAGGCGUCUGCCGCGACACUGACACGUGCAUCGAGAGAAUCAAAGAGGUGGUGGCUGCUCCAAGACGGUGAGAACGGGGGUAAUUAGGUACUUGGGGUAAUAAUGACGGGGCGAGGACCACCCACAGAGCCAGCGAACAGCAGGUAGCGGAUUAGAACGGAGUCAAUUAGUUGAAGUGUGAAUAUGAAUAGAAGCACACCAAACGGGGAUCAAUGUUCGAACUUUCAUUUCAGAUUCUGGUUCGGCGAGCAACGAUCAGCCCUGUGCUCGCACCGAAAUGCCAAGUCUCUCGAGUGCGGCGGACCUCCUCAACUCGCCAGUUUCCAUUCCAUCGCCAGCCGUCUUUUCAGGCACGUUUCUUCCGUUUCUUCCGUUUCGAAGCCCGCAAUUAGGUGCAGUACACCCAUUAUUAGCACAAAGACAAACACGCAACAUAGCAGAAAUAGAAAUGACGGCGUUUCAGAGUCAAAACCUAUCAUUCUGCGUACCUUCGCAACUUGAACAUCUUUCCCAGAGUCACCUACAGAGCAUCUCCCGGUAUAAGUUCCUCUGAGCUGCUAGAAGUUCAAUCUCCCUUUUGCAGGUCACUAUCGUGCUUGCGAACACGAUUUCUUUUCCGGAAACACGUCGGCAGUCGAAGCAGAUCCCGACAUGGACCCGGUGGAGCCAUUCCGCAUUCGCAAGCGCCCUGAAAUCACCUGGAGCGAAUUGCAAUUUGACGAUCAAUACACUAUUGUGUUCACUGAUGUCGGGUACGCCACGCUCAAUUACCUGGCAGUCGACUUUCCAAAAGCUACGAAGAUCCUCAAGGAGUACGAGCCGACCGAAAACUUCCGUCCUUCUCCGAACCCGAUGGUCGUGCUGAUCUUCCGGAAGGGACGAAUGGAAGUGGAGGCGCCGAAGAGCGAGGAGGACUUUGACCUUCCGCAAUUCAUGCUGAAGCACGAGCUGGAGGACGAUCUGGUCGGGCUGGCGCUAGUUGUUGCCAGCAGUGAUCCGUUCGCGAUCGAAAAGCAGAGACUGCGCGGAAAAGUAGACUACUGUCACAGUCUCCUGCAGAAGAGACUCGCCUCCAAUCCGCCACGUCAUCACACAAUUCUUCAUCGUCUUCCCAUCGAUGAGAUCGACUCGUGGCUCUCUGUUUCGUUUGAGCAGCAUGCGGUGAAUGCGAACGUCUGCUGCCAGAAAGUGAAGCUUCCGAAGACUUCCGUGUUCUUGGAUCCUCUGGGCGAUGUGUCCAUUUCUGCGCUCAGCACGCUCACUGCUCCGUCCAUCAGCUCCAUGAGAAUCACGGCUGCUCAGUCGAACUACAUCAACUAUCACCGACAAACACGGAACUUUGUCGGUCAGUUCACUUCCAUUUGUGCCAUCGAUUCAUUCCAUAAUGCCUUUCCAGAGCUCUCAAAUGAAAAGUUCGCACUGGCCAUCAUAGACGCCCACCACGGCCAUUUGCACUGGCUCGAAGUGGACAUUCCGGCGGCCAACCUGAAUGCCGCCAAUGGAAAUGGCCUCACGGUUAGUGAAACAUAAAAAAGUUCUUGUGGCCACGGAUGCGUCGAAAUUUAUUUAUUCCGCAAAAGUGUUUGGCGCUUGGCUUGGCGCGAAAACUCAUCAAAACUGGUACGAAUGCAAUAAUGCAUUCCGAUGCGUUUCCACACUUUUCCGCUUCAAAAAAUCAACAAUCAAAUGUUUGGUCCGUGCGAGAGACGGGACUCUGCGGCUCUCGGAGCGAAACUCAAUCGGAAAGGGGUUUCGAAAUGAAAUCGAGGGGACUUUCCGGAUGAUACGGCCACUUUACGAGGCGAAUACAAUUGUUGCAGAAGGCCGAUUAUGUGCCGUUGAUUCCGAAGAAGCCGUCCACGUGUCACUCGUAUCUUUUCGUGCUUCUCGCCCAGCCGGCAACUCUGCAGCCGUUGGAGCCCUACUGUGAGGGAAUGUGCGAGAGCAGAAAGAAGUUCAGGUAGUCAUUGAUCAAUGAAAGUGCUCCCCAACUCGUUUUUCAGACUGGAUCUCUUCACACAGCAGCACGGUCUCCGUCUCUCCGCCCUUUCCACAGUCUCGUCCUGCUACGAUCUUCCGUACGCCUACCACAUUCUGAUGAAGGACGCCGCCAGCCAGAACCAGACUUUGGAGCGUCGUGGGCGGCAGCGGACUUCGCUGCAUUCGCCCAUGUCUUCUGAAGUGUGCGCCGCGUUCCACGUGUCCCCUCAUCACAAAUGCCCUGUCAGUUCCGUCUACCGUAUCUCUUCCCUUCUGACCCUUCUCGUUCUUGCUCACUUCCUGUAG
Caenorhabditis sp. 36 PRJEB53466 is the source of this 2338-nucleotide messenger RNA. The record is from the annotation of a GenBank genome assembly. Lineage: Eukaryota; Metazoa; Nematoda; Chromadorea; Rhabditida; Rhabditidae.